GUUUACGUUGUUGGGGAGAACAGUCGAACAUUUUUUGAAAGCAGUUUAAAAACUAAAGCCGUAGAGUUAGUGAGUGUUUUUAUUAGUGCAAGUUUAACAAAAAUAAAAAAAGCCUAAAAAAGAAAAUAUAUGGCUAAUAAAUAAUAAAAAAGCAUAAAACGAAAGAAAAUUAGAAAAAUAUAAAAAUUUUUCAAGGAAUAAAGCGUUUUUAAAAAAAUAUACUGUUUUGCCGAGAAAUAUUUACAGUGGAUUAACAAAACCCAACCAAACCUUUCAAGGCUAAAUUCCAGUUUUAACAAAAAAAAAACUUCACUUCAACAAAAAAAAACAACAAAAUGAAACAAACUGCAGCAACUGAGAAAAUUGAUCCCUUAAUGCGUAUUCAGGAGGAAAUUAAAGAGGUCGAAAGGCGUGAGCAGGAAUAUCGCCAGCUGAUCUCUACAGUAACGAACAUUACCGUUAACGAAUGCGGUGAAACAACGAAUGACAAAGACCUUUUAAAUGGUCACGAUGAAAAUCAUAACGACAGUUUGCAAUCAUUGAGUCCUGUACCACCACAUGGCCAUCAUGAUGAUACAAACUCUAGCAUGCCCUCGUUGGCUUUAAGUGUACAUAGUACCAAAGAUGAGGAUAAUCAUUCUGAUGAUUCGGGUAUAUCGGCUUCGUCCAGUCCGGUAAAUGGUGUCUCGGCAAAUAUAAAGAAAAUUAAUGAUGCUAAUAAGCCAGUGACCACACCCUCUACUCCUUUAGCUGUGAGAGAACCACGUUAUAUUGGUCCUAAUUGUUAUAAUCUAACACCUGAACCUCCUCAGCAGAAAUUAAUGACUCGUACAGUAUCGACACCUUUAUUAAGUGCCAUUAAGGCACCACGUCAAUUUACCUUGAGUCCGGCCCACAAGGGUGUCAUGCAACGUUUUAUAGCUUCACGCGGUAAAUUACAAAUGAAUAACAAUAAUAAUGCCACACAAAAUAAAAUAUUUCUGAAUGGUAAAAAUGCGGCUGCUGUUUUGGGUAUCAACACUCCCGGUACACCGCCCAACACACCCAUGACACCCAUGUCUGCUGCUAUAGGAGGUAUGACACCUGACUUUAAUGCCCGCAGUCCCGUAAUACCCACCGUUACUUUAUCGGCUCCCGUUAUCGAACGCGAUUCUGAGGGUAGACCCAUACGUCCCGGUUAUGUGCCAGUGGAAUUGAAAAUUCAACGUGAAUUGCAGGAUUUAAAGAGUCGCGAAAGUGAAUUGAAAAAAAUACGCAAAAUAAGACAAUCAACACCAGAUCUUUUGGAUUCCAUCGAUAACGAAAACGUUGAAACUGAGGAUGAAGAUUCUGAUGUAGAACACUGUUAUGGUCCUGGAAAAUUAAGAGCUGCUAAAUCAAUUGGUGACAUGUGUGAUGCACAAAACAACAACAGUUCUAGAAGCGUCUCUCCCAUGCCUGACUUUGACAAGCAACAAUCACGUUCGGCUGCUGCUGGCAGUGGUGGUGGCAUGAGACCGGCCGUCUCUUUGGCUCAAUUAUGUGAUCUGACUCCAGAAGAAGCUCCUUCAUCACGCGGUUUAAUAGCACAAUGGGAAAACUUAAUACAACAGAAUGCAUAAAACAUAAAAAAAUCGUUAAAACUAUUUUAGCAAAGACAAACACCUUCAUUUCGCCUAACUAAAAGAUCGGGCAUCUUUUAGCGUAAAUGUUUUAAGGAGUUUAGUAUUAUAUUAUGUUUUUGGCCAAGUUGCUGCUAAUUAUAAUGACAAUGACAUUCCCCUAUUAUUUUCAUAUAACUUUAUUAUACUUAAUUAAGUCAUAAAUUUAUAAAAGAUUUACAUAUUUAUCUAUAUGUCAGCUUGCAGUAAUGCAUGACAUUUUACUUACAUAUUUAAUUUUCUUGCCUUUUGUUUGUUUUUCUUUUUUUUAUAUUUUCCUUUUAUAAUUUUUUGUUUUCCUAAAAAACUCGCUCUAUUUUGUUAAAUUUUUUGCAUUAUUUAUGUUCUCGCUUUAGUUUGUAAAAGAAGAAAAUUUAUAUAAAUUAAUUAUUUAAUAUUAUGAGAAAAAAAUCUAUAUGCUAUUUAUCAACGAAAUUUACAAUAUUAAAAAAAUGUGAAAAAAACUUAAAAUAAGUACGAGCAUUAACAUAAUAAACGAAACGAAAGAAAUGCUUAAAAAAAUAUAUGAAUAAAUGAUUCUAUUGUAUAUAAUUUCAUUGCUUAUAUAUCAAUAAUAAUUAUAAAAUAAAUUUACAAUAAAGAAAA
Molecule: messenger RNA, 2246 nt
Organism: Lucilia cuprina (Australian sheep blowfly)
Lineage: Eukaryota; Metazoa; Arthropoda; Insecta; Diptera; Calliphoridae
Gene: mdu
Exons: 4
Coding region: 336-1601 (421 amino acids)
Source: RefSeq, a predicted model, not a curated record